GUCACUUGCAAGUCAUGGUUAUAAAAUGUUAACAUAUAAUUUGUCAAAAUAUGUCUGUAUUAGAAAAAGUUCAAAGGGAUAAUGAUUCGACUUUCAAGAGUUCCCUGUUGCUGCUGCGCCUGGGCACUUUGGUGGUGUUAGCGUGCAUGUUGACGGUGCACCUGCGCUCUUUGCGGCUGUUUCGGUGGGAGCAGUCGGUGACGGGCGGCGUCGUCAUAACGUAUUGCAUCGCUGUGCUUGGCCUAGCUCUGUGCGCCGGCUCUACCAAUUGCCGCGGUCAUGCCAUCCAGGCAUACUUAUGCGGCACCGGUGCUGCUUUAUUGGCGGUUAACGCGGGUGUCAUCUACCGGAGAUGGAAAAGCGCCAGCCAGCUAACACAUGUGGUGGCAGAGCUGCUCGGAGUGCUGGGAGUGCCUCUUAAGCGACAAGUCGUCAUAAAAGUGUCCCUCAGCGCAAUCGCGGCAACCUGCUUACUCGUUGAUCUUUUUUUCGCACCUUAUUUUUCACGUGAUAGAGGUCUAUCCAAUAGCAAUUCGUCCUGACCAAGAACCAUCUACUCAGGAUUACGAAAUUGUCAUUCCUUUGCGACGCCUCCUUGUGCGAUUUUAAAUUGCAAACUCAAAACGCACGUUAAAAUAAAGUCCGUGUUUCAGGGUAUUUAUUACGUGACGUCAUCGUUGUCUAAUUGUAAUAUAAAUUCUAUGAACAUAUUU
Molecule: messenger RNA, 713 nt
Organism: Papilio xuthus (Asian swallowtail)
Lineage: Eukaryota; Metazoa; Arthropoda; Insecta; Lepidoptera; Papilionidae
Exons: 2
Coding region: 51-542 (163 amino acids)
Source: RefSeq, a predicted model, not a curated record